AUGCCGUCGUCGACGCUCGGGAUCGCGCCGCUACUGGACGCCUACUUCCGGCGCCGAUUCACCGCGGCGGGCCUGGUCCAGGCGUCCGUGCCGCUCGACGGCGGCGCCACCACGAUGCAGUGCUGGCGCUUCCCGCCCGGCGCCAGCGAGGAGCUCCCCGUCCUCGUCCUCCUCCACGGCUUCGGCCCGCCGGCGACGUGGCAGUGGCGGCCCCAGGUAGGCCCUCUGUCGCGCCGGUUCCGCCUCGUCGUGCCGGACCUCCUCUUCUUCGGCGGCUCCCGCACGUCGCCCACGCCGGUCGACGGAGAGUGCUCCGAGGCCCACCAGGCGGAGGCGGUGGCGAAGCUCAUAGGCGCGAUCGUGCCCCCCUCAGCCAGGGCGUCGGUGGUCGGGACCAGCUACGGCGGCUUCGUGGCGUACCACGUGGCGAGGCUUCUGGGGCCGGAGGCCGUGGAGCGGGUGGUGAUCGCGAGCUCGGACCUGCUCAAGGGCGACGCCGACGACCGCGCCCUGCUGGCGCGCGGCGGGGCCGAGCGCGUGGAGGACCUGAUGCUGCCGCGCACCCCCGAGCAGAUGCGGCGGCUGAUGGGGCUCGCCUACCACCGCCCCCGCCCGUUCAUCCCGGGCUUCUUGCUCCGCGACCUCGUUCAGUAUCUCUACAGCGAGAACAUAGAGGAGAAGGAGGGGCUGAUCAAAGCGAUAUCCCUGGGGAACAAAGACAAGUUCCAACUCACUCCACUCCCCCAGCAAGUUCUUGUGCUGUGGGGAGAGCAUGACCAGAUCUUCCCCAUAGAGAAGGCAUUCCAGGUGACGAGGCAGCUAGGCGCAAAUGUUAGGCUGGAGAUCCUGAAGAACGCUGGCCAUAUGCCGCAGGCGGAGGACACAAAGAGGUUCAACGAGGCUCUCCUCAACUUCCUGCUGCCCGCUCCGAGUUCAUCGCUGUAA
Triticum turgidum subsp. durum (durum wheat) is the source of this 945-nucleotide messenger RNA. The record is from the annotation of a GenBank genome assembly. NCBI's taxonomy places the organism in Eukaryota, Viridiplantae, Streptophyta, Magnoliopsida, Poales, Poaceae.